AUGAACUCCCAACACAUCAAGCCUACCACCUACAAGAAGAACGCAUUGAAACAAGACCAGUUGGGCUGCAUCUUUGAGAACAACGAAUAUUACAAAAUUAAACAAGGAACUACUUUUAAGUCGUAAGUUUUACACAACAUAUUAAAAUAACAGAAAUGACUAAAAUUUAAGCAAUACAUAUACUCUUAACGAAUAAAUUUAAAAAAAUGGCGUUUCAAAGAAUAUUUAAAUCAAAAAAUUAAGUCAUUUACUGCGACAACUAACUUUACAUUUAACACAAUAUAAUCCAGCUGAAGUCAAAGAUAAACAACAAGAUUACAAGUUCAUUUGUUUUAGGUACGAUGAGCUAGUUCACGCCAUCAUCAGGUACGAAAUAGCAGCCAGAGUGCACCUUUUAAGAAGUAGUUCGAACUUCUUGAAGGCCAACAAAAAGGUUGUCUUCUCAGAAGACAUUUGCCAGCAGUUUGUAUUAGUUGAUCGGCUCGUGUUUAAGUGUCCGAACCACGAAGUCAUCAAAAGAUACGACAGCCAGGGGAACGCUCUCUACAAUAAAAGGGUGAUAAAAAAGAAUAUUGAAGACCCAAGGAAAUGUGAAUUUACCUUCACGGUACAGUACAACCCAGAAAUAAACCGGCUACAAAUUAGUGCCGGAAAGCUGUACCACACGGGAGGUUGCAAUCCCAGCCACAGGGACUUAUUUGACUAUGUCCCAAAAGAUGAAAACAACAAAAAGAAAAGAGCUAUCCGUAAGUUAUACGCAUUAUAUUCAAAUAGCUGUAAUUUUAUCAAAUUUUAACGUAAUUUAAUAAUCUACACAAACCAAGAAGCUAACAAAUUAAUAAAGAAUAUGCAAAACAACAUAUUAGCUUCACUGUUUUUAGAUAAGAAAAUUGAAGAAAUGGCACCGACUCGGCCGCCUGUUAAAUACUGGCCCGCAACUACAACAAUUGCCUUCAAGUCCAAGAAUAGAACGAUGCAAUCACCGAACUUGAACGCGCCAUUCCACCAGGACACUGACGCUGGCACGAUAACGUACGCGCCAGAAGUUGAAGCCUUGAUCAGUCAGUAUGUCACCGACUGCAUAAAGAAGCCGGCUGGCGAAGAGCCUAAAGCCGGGCCAUCCAACAGCCGCGGCCCCAAGCGCCGUAUGGCAGACGAAAGCGAAGUAGCCGCCAAGAGAGCCAAUGAUGGAUAUGCCCUGAGACCAAACAUGAAUUACGAAACCGCAAAAUUUAGCCAAGCCAGCUACGUAGGCCAAGACAACUACAUGAGCCAUGACGGGACAGUACAGUUCGAAGGUUAUGUACAACCAGUGCAACAAAGAUGUGAAGGCCAGACUGAUUUAUUCAGCCAAAACCAGGCUUACUGCCAGCCGGCUGGUCCAAGUCAAAGCUAUUGGAACCAGCCGGUUCCCAAUUAUGAGCCUUAUUAUGAACAGACGGCCACACAACAAUAUAACCAAGAAGGCUUCCACAACAUUUAUGGCCAACAAGCGAGCAAUAACGGUUUCUUUGAGCCAAACUGGGAUGGAUACAGUAGGUUAAGCUACGAAGCAAGCCAACCGCCAGCUUACUGUAGCCAAGACAUCGCCGAACCAGUGCCAGAAAGUCGAGCAGAACAGCCCGCGUAUAAUCCGCCAUAUGCUGCCACAUUUGUCAAUGAUCACAAUGUAAGAAGGUCACAACGUAGUGGUAGUCCAGAAGAAGAUAACUAUGACUGGGGCAACCUGGAUGAUUACUUCGAACCGCCGCUCCAGUGUUCAGCCCAAGAAGAAGAAACCACUUUGUCGUUGGCCCAAAAUCCAGAAGGUCAAGAUAGUCCACCCAUUGAACAGCCUGAACCGGAACCUCAGCAAGAACCAGCGCCUAUAUUCUACUAUGAUGAAGAAGAAAUGCAGGCAGUCGGUUCUGGAGGAGCCGACCUUAUCCUAAUGGCCAUGGAAGGUCUACUAACAUAA
This is a messenger RNA of Bursaphelenchus okinawaensis, 1957 nucleotides long. NCBI's taxonomy places the organism in Eukaryota, Metazoa, Nematoda, Chromadorea, Rhabditida, Aphelenchoididae. The record is from the annotation of a GenBank genome assembly.